Molecule: messenger RNA, 1042 nt
Organism: Anguilla anguilla (European eel)
Lineage: Eukaryota; Metazoa; Chordata; Actinopteri; Anguilliformes; Anguillidae
Gene: prdx3
Product: peroxiredoxin 3
Exons: 7
Coding region: 105-854 (249 amino acids)
Biological process (GO): cell redox homeostasis; cellular response to stress; response to oxidative stress
Cellular component (GO): cytosol; mitochondrion
Molecular function (GO): thioredoxin peroxidase activity
Source: RefSeq, a predicted model, not a curated record
GAACUGUGAUUGUGAUUGGAGGUUACUCCUGCACCCGUGACGUAGGGUGCUGGAGUUCACGUCUGCUCUGACCACGUGAAAACAGCACUGUUCACAAAUCCAAGAUGGCAGCCACCUUAGGAAGACUUCUCAGAACUUCGGCCUCUGCCAUUUCUGCAGCUGGCCUUAGGGUUGGCACUCCUGCUGCAGUGUCCACCAGCCGGUCGUCUAGAAUUCUGCGCUGCCCUGCUGCCCAAAAAGUGUGCUUCAGCACAAGCAGUGCACGAUGGGCCCCUGUGGUCACUCAGCAUGCGCCCCAUUUCAAAGGCACCGCCGUUCACCACGGCGAGUUCAAGGAAAUCAGUCUCGACGACUUCAAGGGCAAAUACCUGGUGCUUUUCUUCUACCCUCUGGAUUUCACCUUCGUCUGCCCGACUGAGAUCAUCUCAUUCAGCGACAAAGCCAGCGAAUUCCACGACGUGAACUGCGAGGUGGUGGGCGUGUCCGUGGACUCUCACUUCACGCACCUGGCCUGGAUCAACACCCCCCGGAAGAACGGGGGGCUGGGCCACAUCAACAUCCCCUUGCUGGCUGACCUCAACAAGCAGGUGUCCAGGGACUACGGAGUUCUCCUGGAGGGCCCAGGUAUUGCACUGAGGGGCCUGUUCAUCAUCGACCCCAGCGGCGUGGUCAAGCACAUGAGCGUUAACGACCUGCCCGUGGGCCGCUGCGUGGAGGAGACGCUGCGCCUGGUCAAGGCCUUCCAGUACGUGGAGACCCACGGGGAGGUGUGCCCCGCCAGCUGGACCCCCGACUCCCCGACGAUUAAGCCAACACCUGAGGGGUCAAAGGAGUAUUUUGAGAAGGUGAACUAGGGCUGCGGGUUUUCAUCUCUGAGCCACGAGUUGGCACAGCCGCUGGGUUACAGACGCACCAUUAAAUCCGCCAUUCUUCUGUUAGACGAGAGCACGUUCAACGUGAAGGCCCAAAGGAAAUCUAAUACCGUUCUUUUCUGUCCGAGCACUUAAUUGUAUUUGAAUUUAAUAAAUUAGAUGUGAAAUAA